This is a messenger RNA of Cavia porcellus (domestic guinea pig), 939 nucleotides long. RefSeq names its product olfactory receptor 4L1-like. The record is from RefSeq and is a predicted model, not a curated record. The transcript has a single exon. Gene Ontology annotation, cellular component: plasma membrane. Lineage: Eukaryota; Metazoa; Chordata; Mammalia; Rodentia; Caviidae. Gene Ontology annotation, biological process: G protein-coupled receptor signaling pathway. Bases 1 to 939 code for a protein of 312 amino acids. Gene Ontology annotation, molecular function: olfactory receptor activity; G protein-coupled receptor activity.
AUGAAUCAUAAAAAUGAUUCUGUUGUGACUGAGUUUAUUCUAUCAGGAUUUUCUGGACAAUGGGAACUUCAAAUUUUCUUCUUUGUGACAUUUUCCUUGAUCUAUGGUGCUACUGUGGUAGGAAACAUUCUCAUUAUGGUCACAGUGACAUUUAUUUCCACCCUUCAUUCCCCCAUGUACUUUCUCCUUGGAAAUCUCUCCUUUCUGGACAUGUGUCUGUCCACUGCCACGACACCCAAGAUGAUCAUAGACUUGCUUGCUGAACACAAAACUAUCUCCAUUUGGGGCUGCAUGGCCCAAAUGUUUUUCAUGCACUUGUUUGGGGGUGCUGAGAUGACACUUUUGAUAGUUAUGGCCUUUGACAGAUACAUAGCCAUAUGUAAACCCCUAUAUUACAGGACCAUCAUGAGCUACAGGUUGCUCAGUGGGUUUGUGAUACUUUCGUGGACAAUUGGUUUUAUACACACCAUGAGCCAGAUGGUAUUAACAGUGGACUUGCCCUUCUGUGGCUACAAUGUUGUAGACAGCAUAUUUUGUGACCUUCCACUAGUGAUCAGACUUGCUUGUAGUGAAACAUAUAUCCUGGAGUUAUUUGUUAUUGCUGACAGUGGGUUACUUUCUUUUAUCUCUUUCAUCAUGUUACUUAUUUCUUACACUGUCAUUCUGAUCACUGUCCAACAAAGAUCGUCUCGAGGGCUCUCCAAGGCUCUCUCCACAUUGUCUGCUCACAUCAUUGUGGUCACUCUGUUCUUUGGACCUUGUAUCUUUAUUUAUGCCUGGCCAUUCAGUAGUUUUGCAAGCAAUAAGACCCUUGCUGUAUUUUACACUGUUAUCACACCCUUACUGAAUCCUAUUAUUUACACACUGAGAAAUCAGCAAAUGCAAGGGGCCAUGAAAAAAUUACUGUUCCAACAUAUUAUAGUCACACAGAACUUCUAG